AUGAACCCAGCUCUGCUGGAGGACGACAUCGUCAUGUUUGUGAAGGACCAGCUGAAGAAGAUCCAGAAGGUUCUGAGUCCAGAUUACCCAGAAUCCUCAGAGAGUCUGGAGGAGGAUGAAGAUGAAGAGCAGGAGAGCAUCAGAGAGACACUCGUGAAGAUCACAGUGAAGUUCUUGAGGAGGAGGAAGCAGGAGAAGCUGGCUGACCUCCUGCAGAGCAAUACUGUUGCUGUCGUUUGUCAAUCCAAACUCAAAGAUCAGCUGCAGAAGAAGCACCAGCAUGUGUUUGAGGGGAUCAUUAAAGCAGGAAAGAAAACCCGUCUGGAGCAGAUCUACACGGAGCUCUACAUCACAGAGGGAGGGACCGGAGAGGUCAACGAUGAACAUGAAGUCAGACAGAUUGAAGCAGCUUCCAGGAAACCAGACAGAGCAGAAAUGGCAGUCAGACAGGAAGACAUCUUUAAACCCCCACCUGGAAGAGAUGAACCAAUCAGAAUGGUGAUGACGAAGGGAGUGGCCGGCAUCGGGAAAACAGUCCUAACACAGAAGUUCAGUCUGGACUGGGCUGAAGGCAGAACCAACCAGGACAUCCAGUUCCUGCUUCCAUUCACCUUCAGACAGCUGAAUGUGCUGAGAGAGGAGAAGUUCAGCUUGGUGGAACUAGUUCAUCGAUUCUUCUCUGAAACAAAAGGAAUCUGCAACUUUGAAGGGUUCCAGGUCGUGUUCAUCUUUGACGGUCUGGAUGAGUAUCGACUUCCUCUGGACUUCCACAAUUCUACAAUCGUCAGUGACCCCAGAAGGUCCACCUCAGUGGACGUGCUGCUGACAAACCUCAUCAGGGGGAACCUGCUUCCUUCUGCUCGCCUCUGGAUCACCACACGACCCGCGGCAGCCAAUCAGAUCCCUCCUUACUGUGUUGACAUGGUGACAGAAGUCAGAGGGUUCACUGACCCACAGAAGGAGGAAUACUUCAGGAAGAGGUUCAGAGAUGAGGAGAAGACCAGCAGGAUCAUCUCCCACAUCAAGACAUCACGGAGCCUCCACAUCAUGUGCCACAUCCCAGUGUUCUGCUGGAUCACUGCUACGGUCCUGGAGAACGUCCUGGAGAACGUCCUGGAAACCAGAGAGGGAGGAGAGCUGCCCAAGACCCUGACUGAGAUGUACAUCCACUUCCUGGUGGUCCAGGCCAAACUGAAGAAGGUCAAGUAUGACGGAGGAGCUGAGACGGAUCCACACUGGAGUCCAGAGAGCAGGAAGAUGAUGGAGUCUCUGGGUAAACUGGCUUUUGAGCAGCUGCAGAAAGGAAACCUGAUCUUCUAUGAAACAGACCUGAGAGAGUGUGGCAUCGAUAUCAGACAGGCUUCAGUGUACUCAGGAGUGUUCACCCAGAUCUUUAGAGAGGAGAGCAGGCUGUACCAGGACCAGGUCUUCUGCUUCAUCCAUCUGAGUGUCCAGGAGUUUCUGGCUGCUCUCCAUGUCCAUCAGACCUUCAUCAAGUCUGGAGUCAACCUGCUGGAGGAACAAAGAAACACCGACCUCCAUCAGAGUGCUGUGGACAAGGCCUUACAGAGUCCAAACGGACACCUGGACUUGUUCCUGCGCUUCCUCCUGGGUCUUUCACUGGAGACCAAUCAGAACCUCCUACGAGGUCUGAUGACAUCAAACCAAAUAAGUUCACAGAACAAUCAGGAAACUAUCAAAUACAUCAAGGAGAAGAUCAGUGAGGACCUGUCUGCAGAGAGAAGCAUCAACCUGUUCCACUGUCUGAAUGAACUGAACGAUCGGUCUCUGGUGGAGGAGGUCCAAGAGUCCCUGAGGUCUGGACGUCUCUCCACAGAUAAACUGUCUCCUGCUCAGUGGUCGGCUCUGGCCUUCAUCUUACUGUCAUCAGGAGAUCUGGAGGUGUUUGACCUGAAGAAGUUCUCAGCUUCACAGGAGGCUCUCCGGAGGCUGCUGCCGGUGGUCCAAGCCUCCAAGAAAGUUCUACUGAGUGGCUGUCACCUCUCAGAGGACAUCUGUCCACUUCUGUCCUCAGUUCUCAGCUCUCAGUCCUCCAGUCUGACAGAACUGGACCUGAGCAACAACCACCUGCAGGACUCUGGACUGGAGCAGCUGUGUCCUGGACUGGAGAGUCCACACUGUCACCUGGAGUCUCUCAGACUGAGUGGCUGUCACCUCUCAGAGGACAUCUGUCCACUUCUGUCCUCAGUUCUCAGCUCUCAGUCCUCCAGUCUGACAGAACUGGACCUGAGCAACAACGACCUGCAGGAUUCUGGACUGGAGCAGCUGUGUCCUGGACUGGAGAGUCCACACUGUCACCUGGAGUCUCUCAGGCUGUCAGGCUGUCUGAUCUCAGAGGAAGGAAGUUCUUCUCUGGUCUCAGCUCUGACCUCCAACCCCUCCCACCUGAGAGAGCUGGACCUGAGCUACAACCAUCCAGGAGAGUCAGCAGCGAAGCUUCUGUCUAGAGUGGAGGAUCCCCGCUGGAGACUGGACACUCUCAGGGUGGAGCCUGCUGGACAACGAUGGCUGACACCAGGUCUGAGGAAGUAUUCCUGUCAACUCACCGUCGACACAAACACAGUCAACAACAAGAUCAAACUGUCUGAUGACAACAGGAAGAUGACACGUGUGGGGGAGGUUCAGUCGUAUCCUGAUCAUCCAGACAGGUUUGAUUUCUAUCCUCAGCUUCUGUGUAGAGAAGUUCUGACGGGUCGCUGUUACUGGGAGGUCCAGUGGAGCGGACAUGUUUAUGUAUCAGUGAGUUACAGAAGAAUCAGCAGGAAAGGAGACUCUGAUGACUGUAGGUUUGGAGGAAACGAUCAUUCCUCGAGGCUGUACUGUUGUCCAGGUGGUCGGUACCGUGUCUAUCACAAUAACAGAGAAACAUCCAUCACCUCCUCAUCUCCAUGUCCAGACUCUGGCAGAGCAGCAGUGUACGUGGACGUUCCUGCUGGAACUCUGUCCUUCUAUGAAGUCGUCUCUGACAGACUGAUCCACCUCCACACCUUCAACACCAGCUUCACUGGACCUCUCUGUGCUGGAUUUGGAUUCUGGUUUGGUUCGACAGUGUCUCUGUGUCCAGUUUAGUCUCCAGAGU
Messenger RNA from Cololabis saira (Pacific saury), 3100 nucleotides. Its product is annotated as NLR family CARD domain-containing protein 3-like. The transcript has 8 exons. NCBI's taxonomy places the organism in Eukaryota, Metazoa, Chordata, Actinopteri, Beloniformes, Belonidae. The coding region runs from base 1 to 3090 and encodes 1029 amino acids. The record is from RefSeq and is a predicted model, not a curated record. Gene Ontology annotation, molecular function: protein binding.